AUGAAGCUUAACUCUGUGACGGCUCUCGUAGCCUCGUGCCUUGUCGGAUCCGCGUUGGCCGCACCUCGUUUAGAGACGAGAGAUGAAGACAAAUUCAACCAAGGCCUACCAAUUAGUAAGACUGGGAAAGGAGGCCCAAUUAGUGGCGGUACCAACCACGAACUUGACUUGCAGAACCCCGAUAAUCUUGGGCGACAAUCAACUGAUAAUGGUAUCGUUCCAAACUUGAAGUGGAGCUUUUCCGACUCCAAGACAAGACUUCUCAAAGGUGGCUGGGUUCGAGAGCAGGUCAUCCAAGAUCUACCUCAGAGUCACGACAUUUCGGGAGCCCAGCAGCACUUGAAGAAAGGUGCUAUCAGAGAACUCCACUGGCACAGAGUUGCCGAGUGGGCGUUCGUAUACAAAGGUCGCAUCCUCGUCUCUGCGGUCGAUGAGAAUGGCAAAUACCAGGCCGAAGAGCUCAACUAUGGCGAUAUUUGGUACUUUCCCAAGGGUGUCGCCCAUACUGUACAAGGCCUUGAGGAUGAAAACGAGUUCCUGCUGGUCUUUGACGAGGGAGAUUUCGACAAAGUCGGCACCACGUUCAACAUUGAUGACUGGCUGGCGCAUACGCCGAAGGACAUUCUUGCAAAGAAUUUUGGCGUACCUGAAUCCGUCUUUGAUAACAUCCCUACACCUAAUCCGUACAUCCUGAAUGCCACUGUCAGCGAGAGGAACGUCACAGGUGCAGUUACGCCCGUCGCUUCUGGCAACAGUUCGUUCGUGUAUCGCACUCUAGAGCAUCCCGCCGAGAAGAUUGGCGGAAAAGGAGGCGUCUUCCGUAAAAUUGAUUCGACCAAUUUUCCGAUUUCGAAGACGAUUGCUGCAACAUUCGUAACCCUCAAACCUGGUGGUUUGCGAGAACUCCACUGGCACCCUAACGCUGAAGAAUGGCUGUAUUUCCAUCAGGGAACUGCGCGGGCUACUGCAUUUAUUGGCAACGCCAACGCCAGGACUUUUGACUUUAGAGCAGGUGACACCGCCGUCUUCCCCGACAACUCUGGACACUAUAUUGAGAACACCUCCAAGACCGAAGACCUCAUCUGGAUUGAGAUCUACAAGUCUGACCACGUGGCCGACAUUCCUCUUACCCAAUGGCUCGCCCUUACACCACCUGAUGUUGUCUCACAGGCCCUUAAGGUCCCUAUUGAGUUUGUUGAGAAGCUCAAGAAGGAGAAGCAAGUUUUUGUCGAAUAG
This is a messenger RNA of Pochonia chlamydosporia 170, 1236 nucleotides long. Its product is annotated as oxalate decarboxylase family bicupin. Gene Ontology annotation, biological process: oxalate metabolic process. The transcript is spliced from 6 exons. The coding region runs from base 1 to 1236 and encodes 411 amino acids. Lineage: Eukaryota; Fungi; Ascomycota; Sordariomycetes; Hypocreales; Clavicipitaceae. Gene Ontology annotation, cellular component: cell wall. The record is from RefSeq and is a predicted model, not a curated record.